Hydractinia symbiolongicarpus is the source of this 1458-nucleotide messenger RNA. RefSeq names its product deoxyribonuclease-1-like. Bases 58 to 1356 code for a protein of 432 amino acids. Gene Ontology annotation, molecular function: DNA nuclease activity. Gene Ontology annotation, cellular component: nucleus. The record is from RefSeq and is a predicted model, not a curated record. Gene Ontology annotation, biological process: DNA catabolic process. The transcript is spliced from 8 exons. Lineage: Eukaryota; Metazoa; Cnidaria; Hydrozoa; Anthoathecata; Hydractiniidae.
UAUGAGUAGGUCUUUCAGUUUGCUAGCAACCUCAUUUGUAAAAACAAAUCAAACAAGAUGGAUGUUCGCUUUGCGCCUUUAUUGUUUCUACUGUCGUGUGCUGUGUUUUGUGUUUCUGCAUACAACGAUCGCGGAGUGUUAGAUGUUGCUUCGUUUAAUGUUCAAAUAUUUGGAGUUAAAAAAAUGAAAAACCCCGUUGUGCGGAAAUACUUGACUAAGAUCAUUCUACAGUUUGAUUUGGUGCUAAUUCAAGAGAUUCGUGACAGUACGGGCACAGCAAUACUUGAUCUUCUGAAGCAGCUCAAUAAAGUUGAACCGAAGUACAAAGUCAUGGUAAGUGAUAGACUUGGCAGGUCAACAAGCAAGGAGCAGUAUGCUUUCAUAUACAGAUCGGAUUGGUUAACUCCUGUGUCAAGCUUUACCUAUGACGACAAGAAUGACGUUUUUGCGCGAGAGCCCUACGUCGUCCACUUCAAAAGCAAGAAAGCAGAAAUUCAAGAUUUUGCAGUGGCCGGAAUUCACACUGCCCCUAAGGACGCGGAAAAUGAGAUAAGCAACUUGACGUUGGUUUACAACAACAUCGUUCAAAAGUUAAAGACUCAGAACGCUAUUAUAAUGGGUGAUUUUAAUGCUGAAUACCAUUACACUAAACAUUGGAGAAGGAUCAAAUUGGCUACUGAUCCAAGAUUUUAUUGGUUGAUUGAUAACACAUUCGACACGACAACAAAAACGACCGACUGUUCUUAUGACAGAAUUGUAGUGACCGGUGACUCGUUGUUAAAAGCUAUAAUUCCUCUCAGUGCCAGUGUAUUUAGAUUUGACGAGAAAUAUAAACUGACACAAAAAACGACCCAGUUAAUAAGCGAUCAUUUUCCAGUUCGUCUUCAAAUAAGAUCAGCAGAGGAGAAACACAACAUUCAAUCUUCCAUCGCCAUGAAAGUUUACAAUAACAAACUUUCUCUUUCAAGAUUGCAAAUAUUGAAUAUAAAGAAGUCAGCCAUGCGCAAAGGAAAAUAUAAAAUUGAAGCAACUAGCAAAGGAAAUGGUGGCUUUGUCAUCAAAAAAUCUGCGACUGGAACAAAGAAAGUUAUUUUGUGUUUAUUUCAAGAUUUCUACAAAAUGUUUUCAAACAUGAUCACGAAAAUAGAAAUCUCGACUGCCAUAAGAAUGGUUAACCAAUUGGACUUUCGAAGAUAUCUACCCAGAGGACAUGGUCUCUUUAAAACUUUAUAUGAUUUUUAUAAAGACAGCAAUAUCAAGUACGAGGUAAAGUUAUCAUGCAACGUGUCAGCACAUCCUGCGCCUUAUUGCUAUCUGGAAAUUGUACAAUUUGGUGGUAAUAAUAUAGUCUCCUAGCUUGACAUUUUCAGCGCCAUUCAGAGAACUUUAAAAUAGAUAGAAAGUAUUUGUAUGUAAGUAUUCUUGUGUUAUUAAAAAAACUCAGUAUCAUUCCAAGAA